ACCAAACUUAUCGGUGGACCGCGCGCUCCACGUGUUUUCCCGUCCAUUUUCUCGCAGCGCGCAACACGUGCGGAGGUUCCUCUCCGUCUACCAGUAGUUUUCCCAGACAAACGCAGUUAAAAUGGCCGACGUGGAAGCACGCAAGAAGAAGAAGAAGAUCAAGGAGGAGCCCUUGGACGGCGAUGAUAUUGGCACGCUGCAGAAGCAGGGCAACUUCCAGAUCAAGCCCUCCUCCAAGAUCGCCGAGCUGGACACCUCGCAAUGGCCACUGCUCCUGAAGAACUUCGACAAGCUGAACAUCCGCUCCAACCACUACACUCCCUUGGCCCACGGAUCAUCUCCUCUGAACCGCGACAUCAAGGAGUACAUGAAGACGGGCUUCAUCAACUUAGACAAGCCGUCGAAUCCCAGCUCCCACGAGGUGGUCGCCUGGAUCAAAAAGAUCCUCAAGGUGGAGAAGACCGGCCACUCUGGCACUUUGGAUCCCAAAGUCACGGGCUGCCUGAUUGUCUGCAUCGACAGGGCCACCCGACUAGUCAAGUCCCAGCAGAGCGCUGGCAAAGAGUACGUGGCAAUCUUCAAGCUCCACGGAGCCGUGGAGUCGGUGGCCAAGGUGCGUCAGGGUCUGGAGAAGCUGCGUGGCGCCCUCUUCCAGCGACCACCUCUCAUCUCGGCCGUAAAGCGCCAACUGCGAGUGCGUACUGUCUACGACAGCAAGCUGUUAGACUACGAUGAGAGCCGGAAUAUGGGUGUUUUUUGGGUUAGUUGUGAAGCCGGUUCCUACAUCCGUACCAUGUGCGUCCAUCUGGGUCUCGUUCUGGGCGUCGGUGGCCAGAUGCUGGAGCUGCGUCGAGUCCGCUCGGGCAUUCAGUCUGAGCGCGACGGCAUGGUGACCAUGCACGACGUUUUGGACGCCAUGUGGCUGUACGAGAACCACAAGGACGAGUCAAUGCUGCGACGUGUGAUCAAGCCGCUGGAGGGUCUGCUGGUCAACCACAAGCGCAUCAUCAUGAAGGACAGUUCGAUAAAUGCCGUUUGCUAUGGUGCCAAGAUUAUGUUGCCCGGUGUCCUGCGCUACGAAGAUGGCAUUGAGAUCGAUCAGGAGAUCGUCAUUUGCACCACCAAGGGUGAGGCGAUCUGCCUGGCUAUCGCCCUCAUGACCACAGCCACCAUGUCGUCCUGCGACCAUGGUGUGGUUGCCAAGAUCAAGCGGGUGAUCAUGGAGCGCGACACAUAUCCGCGCAAGUGGGGAUUGGGCCCCAAGGCGUCAGCCAAGAAGGCCCUCAUCGCCGCCGGCAAACUGGACAAGUUUGGCCGGCCUAAUGAGAACACACCUAAGGAGUGGCUGACUGGUUUUGUGGACUACAGUGCCAAGAAGCCAGCAGGGGCUGCUCCUCAAGAGGUUUCUCCCUCCAAUGGCUCCAGUGAACCCAGCAAGCGCAAGUUGAGCACCUCCAGUAUUGAGGAACCGGCGGCGCCAACAGCCUCCGAGGAGACUCCUUCCAAGGACAAAAAGAAGAAGAAAAAGAAGCACAAGGGCGAUGAGGAGGCCCCAGCUGCAGAGGAGGAGCCAGAGCCAGUAGAGAAGGAGAAGAAAAAGAAGAAGAAGAAGGAUAAGGAUAGGGACAGAGAUGAAGCUCAGGAAUAGAAAUCGAAUGUUUCUAUAGGAUUAGGUUUUAUAGAGAACUCUACGCUUUUAUGUAGAGACACCUACCAAUUUGCUAGCUGUUAAGUUUAAGGAGUGUUUUUAUGUGUAGAAGUGCAUACUAAUUACAAAUGCAUUUAAGUGACAUUCGCAAUGCAAUAAAUUGUACAUUUUAUUGUGAAA
Messenger RNA from Drosophila suzukii, 1828 nucleotides. RefSeq names its product dyskerin pseudouridine synthase 1 Nop60B (gene Nop60B). Gene Ontology annotation, biological process: rRNA pseudouridine synthesis; mRNA pseudouridine synthesis; box H/ACA sno(s)RNA 3'-end processing. Gene Ontology annotation, cellular component: box H/ACA snoRNP complex. The record is from RefSeq and is a predicted model, not a curated record. NCBI's taxonomy places the organism in Eukaryota, Metazoa, Arthropoda, Insecta, Diptera, Drosophilidae. Gene Ontology annotation, molecular function: RNA binding; pseudouridine synthase activity.